Messenger RNA from Pseudoliparis swirei, 711 nucleotides. RefSeq names its product calcium-activated potassium channel subunit beta-2-like. Gene Ontology annotation, molecular function: potassium channel regulator activity; calcium-activated potassium channel activity. The transcript is spliced from 4 exons. The record is from RefSeq and is a predicted model, not a curated record. Gene Ontology annotation, biological process: potassium ion transport; detection of calcium ion. NCBI's taxonomy places the organism in Eukaryota, Metazoa, Chordata, Actinopteri, Perciformes, Liparidae. Gene Ontology annotation, cellular component: voltage-gated potassium channel complex; membrane. Bases 1 to 711 code for a protein of 236 amino acids.
AUGUUUUUCGUGGCGGGGGCCAAACAUUCAGCAGGAGCAGGCAGAGGAAAUGAAGGGAGGCCAAUCUAUCAGAAAUUCCGUGAGGUAGAUUUAUUGGACAAGAAGAAGACAGUGACAGCUCUAAAGCCGGGUGAAGAUCGUGCCAUUUCCCUGGGACUCGGGAUGAUCCUCUCUUCAGUCAUGAUGCACUUUGUCCUGGGGAUCACGAUAUUACGCUCCUAUGCAGACAGUGUGUGGACUAAGGAGGGUGUGUGUGUUGUACUCAACUCCACGGUCACAGCAGACAUGAACUGUUCCUACAACUGUGGGUCAGACUGCUGGAGAGUCUCCAAAUACCCCUGUCUGCAGGUCUACGUGAGCAUCAAUAACACGGGCCGUGUCAGCCGUUUAUCUCACAAUGAGGAGACGCAGGACACCAGCUCUGAAUGUGUCUACGCGCCCAGGUGCCAGAAGGACAGCGUGGCCAUGCAUGUCGUGAUCAUGAACAUCUCCGAGCGUCUGAAGGUGAAGCAGCAGGUCCCGUGUUACUACGACCCCAGCGGGCAGCGGGAGACCGUUCUCCUGACCAGGCUGUACGACCACACCGUCGUCUUCCUCACGCUGCUCUGGCCCUCCUGCAUGCUCACGGGAGGGGCCCUCAUUAUCGUGAUGGUGAAGCUCACGCAGUACCUCUCCAGACUGUGCGAGCAGAUAGGGAAGAUCUCGAGGUGA